CGAUCUCUAUCGAUAGUACAAACACAAUUCCCGGUUCUUAUAGCUGUAAACAAACUAUCCAGCGAAUAUUUGUAAGUCAUCUACAUAAAUAUACGGCCAGCUAUGGAGGCGUCCAUAUGUCGUGUUUGCUUGGAAAACAACGAAAAUAUGGUAAAUAUCUUUAAUCGGACGCACGCGUCGGGGACUUGCAUUGCGAAUAUCCUCUCACACUGGAGUGGCUAUCCUGUUGAGCAAGAUGAUCCCUUCCCCAAAACCAUUUGCAAGUCCUGCCUGCAGGAUGCGGAAAAUGCUUACGAUAUGGAUACGGAUCAACAAUUUGAUGAGAUAAUGAAACCCUCACUGGAGGACUUCAGCGGAAAAGAGGUGUCCAUAUCGAAGGAAUCAGGAGUUGCAGAAGGAGCCCCCCAAGAGAUCCACAUUAAGGAAGAAGUCCCAGACUUUUGUAGUACAAAUGAACCCCAAGUGAUAAACGAGCCACUUAUAGAAGACAUUUUCGAGGAAGAACAGUGCCAUAUCUCAAACUCCGACUCUAUCCCAGUGAUCAAGGAAAAUGUACAGGGAACAUUUUAUAGCCUUAAGGAUGGAUAUGUUAAAUUGACCGAGCAUCUACCUUUCAAGUGUCCGCAUUGUGUAAGAAGUUUUUCAUCGAAAGGAAAUUACACACAACACUUGAAGAUACACUACGGGCAACGACGCUUUAGGUGUUUCGUCUGUUCGGCGACCUUUAAAGCUGCCAAUAUCCUCAAGGUACACAUGCGCAUACACACCGGAGAACGACCGUUCCCCUGUGUCCAAUGCAAUAUGUCCUUUACAACUAAUUCAAAUCUUAAACGACACUUGCGAACAGUGCAUCCUUAACCUACGAGUAGGCGACGUCAAAUAUCAAUGCACAAAACUCGACUACUUCCACCGAUCACCCGAACUUAAGAACAACAGCCGAACUUAACCAUGCAUAAAGAAGAUAGUCUCAAUUUUAAGGAUGACUCCCAAUCAAAGACUUGCAACGUGAUAUUGAAUUAAGGCAUUUACCGGAUAAGGGACACUUAAACAAGUGAAACCUCACCUUUCUGUAUCGGUUUAUCAUCAAAUUCAUUUCCAAUAUUAUAUUAUUUAUAUUUAUGUUACACAACAGCCCAACAGAAUAAAAUGUCUGCAUAAUUUUUUUUCACAAAUGAUUACCGGACACGGAACUACCAAAAAAAUAUAUAUUGUACCUAACAAAUUAAUUUAGCUAUGUUAAUGUUAUGCAACAUAUAUGUAAUGUAGCUAAUAUAUUCAGAAAAGAAUCUGCAUGUAAUUUUUUUAAUUUUUACCGGAUAGGGACUACCGAAAAAUAGUUUACAUUGUACCUUUACAUAUUAAUUUAGCUAUAAUAAUGUUAUGCAACAUAUAUGUAUUGUAGCUAAUAUAUUCAGAAAAGAAUCUGCAUAUAAUUUUUUUUUAUACAUUUUUACCGGACAGGGACUAAUUUAGGUGUAUUAAUUUAUACAACAUAUAUGUAUUGUAGCUAAUAUAUUCAGAAAAGAAUCUCUGUAUAUAUAUUUUUUUUUUUGUACUUUUUUACCGGAUAGGGACUACCGAAAAAUA
Drosophila suzukii is the source of this 1587-nucleotide messenger RNA. The record is from RefSeq and is a predicted model, not a curated record. Lineage: Eukaryota; Metazoa; Arthropoda; Insecta; Diptera; Drosophilidae.